AUGUCUAGCAGAAGAUUAUAUCAUACAACAGUAAAUAAUUUCAACUAUGAUGAAACAGAGAAACUUUCUGAUCAAUUGGAUCGCUUGGAAUAUCAACAAAAUGGAUGUGAAUUAUUACUUAAACAACCAAAACUUCUCGAUCGAUUUUUUGAAGAUUCACAAAUGAAUGAUAUAUCAUUACUUACUCAAUUUUUUCAAUUUCUUAUAAAAUCAAUGAAAAAAUCAAGAGAAAAUGCGGUUAAACUUAUUUUACGUUUACCAAAUUCUGAUCUUCUAAAAUUUACUUAUGCACAUCUUCGUCCUUUAUCAUCAACCAAUGAAAAAGAAAAAAAUCUGUUAGAAAAAUUCGUUCCUAUUGUAUCUGAAAUUUUACAACGACUACUUGAAAUUCAUCCGUUCUGUUGGGAACAAUUAAAUUCAUUGGGUAUAUUUGAUCGACUUGAAUUAUAUACUCAAAAAACUUCUGAUGAAAAUAUUCAAUUACAAAUCACUGAAUUAAUCUCCUGUGUAGAUAAUUUACGUGAAGAAUAUAAAAGAAAAAGUAAAAAAAUAAAAUCGAAAGUUCAAAAUGAUUUAGAACCUGAUGAACCACCACCCAAUGAUUUUCAUGAACUUUCAAUUUAUCCAACAUUAGAUGAAAUUUUUCAGCAACAAAUACCUUAUCUAAGAAAAAAUAUCACAUCAGGCCAAUAUCAAAAUGGUACACAUUAUCUUGAUAUACAUUUUCGUCUUCUUCGAGAAGAUUUUCUUCAUCCAUUACGUGAAGCUAUAUGUCAAUAUAUGGAUGAUGAUAAUCGAAAUGUAUCAUUUCAAAAUGCUAAUGUACGUUUAUAUAGAAAUACAAUAUUAAAAAGUACAAUAUGUUCUCAUAUUGGAAUAUUAUUUUCAAUGCAAAUUGAUAUGCAAACUUUACCAAAAUCAAUUAGUUGGAGAAAUUCAAGACGUUUAAUCUAUGGAAAUUUAUUAGCUGCAACAUUUGAUGAUUUUGCUACUAGUUGUUUUCUAUUAACUGUAGAAGAUCGUUCAAAUAUUGAUCAAGAUGGAACAAUAUCUGUUCGAUGUCAAAAAGAAUUAUGUGGUUAUCAAUUAAUGAAAACUCCACCAGGAACAUCUUUUACAUUAUUAGAAACUACAUCAUAUUUUGAAGCAUAUCGACCGAUUUUACAAGCUUUACAAAAUAUUAAAGAGGAUCGUUUGCCACUUGAAAAAUAUUUACUUCAUUGUGAUACAGAUGUUAGUUUACCAAAUUAUUUUGAAGAAAGAAGUAAAAUUGAUUUUCAACCUUUAUUAAUUAAAAAUGCCAAAGAUUACGGUGAAUUGCAUGAUCAAUUAAGUGAUGUUAAAGAUUUAACAACAUGGCCAAAUGCUCAACAACUUGGACUUGAUGAUAGUCAAUACAGGGCAUUGCAAUUAGCUUUAACUAAAGCUGUUGCUCUUAUUCAAGGUCCACCUGGAUGUGGAAAAACAUUUCUUGGUGUUCGAUUAGCUGAAUUAUUUUAUCAUAAUCGUGAACGAAUUACGGGUUGCAAUCGUCCAAUCCUAAUGAUUUGUUAUACUAAUCAUGCUUUAGAUCAAUUUUUAUCAACAAUUAUUCAAAAACUUCACCCGAAAUCUGGAGACAUUGUUCGUGUUGGUGGUCGCAGUACAAAUCCUGAAAUUGAACCAUUUUUAAUACAAAAAUUACGUCAACAACGACGUAAUGUUCGUGUAGAAAAUAAAGAACUAUCAGAUAAAUAUGAAAUAAUUAAAAUUAUUAAAAAACAACUGGAUAAUUGUGAAGAGAAAUAUUAUAAUUGUAGUCAAGAAAUACUUGAUAUUACUCAACUAUUACGUGUUAUGAAUAAAAAUCAAUUUUUAUCAAUGAUAGAACCUAUUCUAUCAAAAUUAGAUAUUUUUAAUAAUCAUUGGAAGUCAAGUAAAUGUGGAAUCGAUUGUAAGUCAGAUGAUUCAGAUGAAAGUGAUUCUGAUAGUGAAAAAAAUGAUGAAUCUUUAUCAUGGGAAGAAAAAAUGGAGGCAAAUAAAAAUCGAACCAAUUGUCAUAAAUUAAAUAAAUUAUCAAAAAACGAUCAAAAUAAAAUGAAUCAAUUUUUUAUUCAAUGGUUAACUUCAAAACAAUCACAUUCAAUUAUCAAUCAAAUCGAAGAACAAAAUGAAGAUGAUGAUGUUGAUGAUGAUGAUGAUGAUGAUGGUGGUGGUGAAUUUCAAAAACCUCGAAGAAGAGGAAGAAAGAAAAAUGAAGCUAGAGCAACAGUUUUAAAAGAUACAUUAAAUGAUCUAUUUUUACAAACAACAACAGCAACAAAUAAUACAAAUAUGAAUGAAGAAAAUCAGAUUAAUAUCGAAGAUGACGAAGAAGAAACAAAACGAUUAGACAAUGUUGAUCAUGUAGCUAUUCCGUUUAAAUUUCCUAGUCAAACGAAUGAAAAAGAAAAAAAACAAAUCAAUACUGAACAACUUGAAUUUAUGCAACGUUUAUUAUAUAAUAGAACAGCACUACUAUCGGAUGAUGCGGUAAAUAAUAUAAUAGAUUUAUGGUCAAGAUCCAUUGGUAAAGAGCAACGACAAGCUCUCUAUCGAUAUUGGCUUUGGAAAUAUGUUCAAUUACUUACAGAGGAAUGGUAUAAUUUAAAUGAGCAAUAUGAUGAAAAUUAUCAAUUAAUGCAAAACCUCUGGUUAACAAAUGAUCGAUUAUAUAUGAAUGAUGCAUUUAUAAUUGCUAUGACAACACAUUGUGCAUCAAGAUAUCAAAAAGUAUUAAAAGAAAUUGCACCACGUAUUUGUAUAGUUGAAGAAGCAGCUGAAGUAUUUGAAUCACAUAUUAUAACAGCAAUUGGUGAACGUAUUGAACAUUUAAUUCUUAUUGGUGAUCAUGUUCAACUUCGUCCAUCACCAAAUGUUUAUACAUUAGCUAAACAAUUUAAUCUUGAUGUAUCUUUAUUUGAACGAUUAAUUAAAAAUCAAAUGCCAUCUGUUCAAUUAUGUGUACAACAUCGUUCAAUUCCAAUGAUUUCCAGUUUAACGCAUCAUUUUUAUGACAUAUCAAUUCUUAAUCAUGAAUCAGUUCUUAAUCGUCCAUCGAUUAAAGGUGUAAAUCACCCAUUAUAUUUUAUUGAUCAUCAAAAUUUCGAAGAAAAUGUUGCAGAUGGUUCAUCGAAAAGAAAUAUUCAUGAAAGUGAUUAUGUUAUACAAUUAGCUAAUUAUUUAAUUCAACAAGGAUACGACAAAAAAGAUAUAACCAUUUUAACAACAUACAUGGGUCAACGACAACGAAUUCAAAAGACUAUCAGUCAACAAUUUAAACAUCUUCAAGGCAUUCAUAUUACCGUAGUAGAUAAUUUUCAAGGAGAAGAAAAUCGUAUUAUUUUAUUAAGUCUUGUACGAAGUAAUGCUGAUCAACGUCUUGGUUAUAUAGCUGUAGAUAAUCGUAUAUGUGUAGCGUUAUCUCGUGCACAAAAUGGUCUUUAUGUUAUUGGAAAUUUUCAUUUACUUGUUGAACAUAAUGAAACAUGGAAAAUUAUUAUAAAUAAAAUAAAACAAUUAAAACUUAUUGGAACAGGUCUUCCAAUUCAUUGUAUUAAUCAUCGCGAUAAUCAAAUAAUAUGUCAACAUCCAAAUGAUUUUCUUAAACGACCACUUGGUGGUUGUGGACUUCAAUGUGAAACUCGUUUAUCAUGUGGUCAUCAAUGUCCAUUAAAGUGCCAUAGUACAUCGCAUGAUACCGUAGUUUGCCAUAAAACUUGUCAGAAAAAAUAUAAUGAUUGUGAUCAUCAAUGUGGACAGAAAUGCCAUCCAACAGCAGAAUGUCUACCAUGCAGUGAAAUGAUUAAAUUAAAAAUGCCUAAUUGCGAGCAUAUAAGUGAUAUACCAUGUUUUAUGACUAAAACUAAUCAACUUGAAUGUGCCGUACAGGUUUCAUAUACAUGUUCUAUUGGACAUAAGGUACAAGUACGAUGUUGUGACUUAAGAAAUGAAAUGUUGAAAGAUCAACUAUGUAUUCAUCCUUGCGAUGCUACUCUUGAGUGUGGACAUAUUUGUAAAGGUACAUGUUCUACAUGUUAUCAAAAACGAUUCCAUUGUCCAUGUGAUCAAAAAGAACUUAUUGUUUAUAUGUGUGGUCAUAGUCGUCAACAACGUUGUCAUGAACUUGGAUCACGUUGCAAACAACCAUAUAUCAAAUUAUGCGAUCAUCCAGAUGAACCAGAUAUACUUUAUCUAUCUGAUAAAUGUGUUAUAUAUCAAUGCAAUCGAUAUUGUCUAAAUAGAUGCAGACAUAGUCGUUGUAAUGAACGGUGUAAAAAUGAAUGCGAUCGUUUACCAUGUAAUAGCAAAUGUACACGACGUCUUCAUGAUGGUCAUUACUGUUUUGGCGUUUGUGGAGAGCCGUGUAUUACUUGUUUGAAUUGUCGUGAAACAGAACUACCAGAUGAAAUACGAGCGGCUAUAAAUGGACGAAAUAAAAGAAAUAUCUGUUUUGUUGAACUUGAAUGUGGUCAUCUAAUUACAACUGAUAAACUUGAUGAACAUGUUCAAAAGUUUGAACAGGAGAACUUUUUACCUAAUGGGUUUAUACAUGUAGAAUAUCCUCGUUGUCCAAAAUGUCAAUAUCCUUUAGUGAAAUGUAAACGUUACUCUGCUCUUAUCAAGAAGAUUCAUGGAAGACUGCAAAAGUUUUAUUCAGGAACUGAAACGUUAUUAGUUGAUACUCUUCGUCAAAGGUUAAACCGUUCAAUCGACUAUACUGGAUUACCAGAGAACAUUGUUGAUAUUAUUAGAAGAGACAAUGGUAAUAAUCGUCAAAAGAAACUUUGUGAUUUGUUUAUACAUGUGCUAGGUCUUUUUCGAAAUUUAAAAGAACAAGUCUCGUCCGAACGUGAUAAAAUAUUAGCAGCAAUUUAUGAACAUGUUAAGAAAAAUGAUUCAUUAUAUCUUACGCGACAACAAUGGUUAGAUUUAGAACAUGAGUAUAAUCGAUUGGUAUUUAUUGAUCGGUUUAAAACAUUAAAAGAAGUAUUAGAAAAUGACUUCAAUCAGUCAGAAAUACAAACAUUAAAUGACAACCUUUUUGGCCCUAAUCAAUUCACUCAAUCAAUCUGUCAAAAAUGCAAGACUCUAUUAUAUUAUGCUGAUGAUGAUAAUGAUAUAUGGCAAACGAUUUUACCCGAUCAAUUAAAAUGGGAUGAGUAUGAAAAAGAUCAACACAUUUGUGAUCGCAAAUGGAUGAUGUGUUCAAAAGGUCAUUUAAUGUGGGUUAAAGAUAUUACUGAACAAUUAACAUGUCUUCAGUGUCAAUCGAAUGAUAAUGAAAACGUACGAAUUGGUAUGCCUCAUAGAAUAGCUAGCCUUCCGUUGCGUCGUGGAGGUUAUCGUGGAAGUUAUCGUCGAUAA
Adineta steineri is the source of this 5385-nucleotide messenger RNA. The record is from the annotation of a GenBank genome assembly. NCBI's taxonomy places the organism in Eukaryota, Metazoa, Rotifera, Eurotatoria, Adinetida, Adinetidae.